ACUUUCAAGUCAUGCUAAGCUCUCUUUUAGCUAGUUCUCUAAUUUUGUAUCCUCCCGAAAACAGUCGCAUAAGCUAGCAUGAUGGAAGACGAUCGUAAGCGGAAUUUUCUACGAACGGCGCUGCUGGAAGAGGUGCUUGCCAAAAAUGCGGAUCUUAAAAAUUCGAAAGUAGUGAAGUGUACCUUGACAGCACCGGAAUCUUUGGAUGGUUUUAUGGCCACCAUCUAUAGCUUGGAUGUAAUCGCACGAGCAAGCGAUGCUGAGUCAUUGCAUAAAUUGAAGCUACUGGUGAAGGUGAUGAAAGGGGAUGAGUCGUUUCGCCGUCACUCGCUGGGACUUAUUUUGUUUCCAAAUGAAAUCAACGUUUAUGGAAACAUAAUACCGGCUUUUCGUGAACUAAUUCUAAACAGUAAAGCUGCUAUUGAUACGGACACUUGGUGCCCGAGAGUUUUCUUUGCGGAACAGGGCAACUUCGCUAGUUACAGUGAUCAGUUUGAAACGAUUCUGGUGAUGCAGAACGUUCAAGAGCUGGGCUAUUCAUCCGGGCCGCGACUGGAUCUAGAUGAAGCUCACCUUACGCUGAUGGCGCGAAAUAUUGCACAGUUCCAUGCAUGCAGUUAUGCAAUGAGGAUUCUCAAUGCUGAUCGGCUUAAACAACUGGUUGACACUAUCAUUCCACUGAAUUUUAUUAAAGAUGGAGAAGUGUGCUUUAAAAGUUACGACAUUGUUUUUAAAUACACCCAGGCUAGAUUAUACGAUUAUUUGGAUUCCAACCCGAAUGUUUUCACAAACGACGAAGCCCGGGCGGACAUUGCGAGACUACGGAGCAAAUAUCGAGGCGAACCGUCAAAACUAAUGCAACGAUGUAUACAGCAAAAUGAUGUCUAUUCAGUGAUCCUUCAUGGGGACUUUAAUCGUAACAAUGUACUUUUUAAGUACGACGGACUUACACCUGUGGAUGUUGUUAUGAUUGACUUUCAGGAAAAUCGAUUUGGAUCUCCUGCGGUAGAUCUUUCCUUUUUCAUGUACAUGAACAUUAACGACGAAUCGAGAGAGAAGCUGUGGGAUAAAAUACUUCGAGUCUAUUACGAUGAAUUAUUUACGUGUAUUGUGGAAAUUACAGGUUUGCCUGCCGAUGACGAUCGUUUGAAACAGUACAGCUAUGAAAAGAUUAUGCAACAUCUCUCGAACUAUUUCGUCUACGGUGCUAUGAUUGCGGUGAAAUUUCUUCCAACAAUGAUGGCAACUCCCGAAGAAUUGGCGCAGAUUGUGCACUACUUUCACAACGAUCUCUAUUCGGAUCAGUUCGGAAAAAUCCUAAUGCAAGCCGGUGGAGAAAGCGCUAGCCGACGGAUAACUAAUGUUAUGAUGCACUGCUCUAGAAAGGGAUAUUUGAAAUUUCUUACAGAGUAGCUAUGGAAACGAUGCUAUUGUUACCUUCGAAACGCAUUGGAUGAGUUAGCAUAAAUUUAAUCCUUUAUCUGAUUAUUCUCUAAAUUCACGCAUUACGAAAUAAAAUUCACAUUAUGAUUUUUAGGUUAAUCUUAGACACCUUACUAUUUCUUUUUGGCACUCCAUUUUUUAGUUACAUUCAUACUUGACAGUAAUACAAACGAAACUAUGUAAAUAAUUGCAAACAACUAAAUGAUGCAAAGCAGUAAAUUUAACGCACAAAACCUAUUUCCGGAUAAAACAGAUGAUAAUUCUUUCUCGCCUUGUAAAUUGCAGCGUCACCAAGCAGGCACGAAUAUUCCGUUAACUCUGUUUUCCUGUAAGACAUCAGUUUGGAAUAAAUUCUUCCAGUAUAUGGAUAUAAUCGGACAAAGGAAAGGGAUGGUCGCUCACUUUUCAAUAGCUGUUCACUUUCAGGACAUCAAAUUGUACUAGGUUCAAUGUUUAAAUGAUAGAAUCUGUUGAAGAGCGCUGGUGUUUUUACACUUUAACAAAAUUAGUUCUAUUCGGGAAAAAUACCACUAUUACUGGAUGGCGGUCAUGCUAUAUAUACUUUCGGACAUGUAACGAGUUCGAUUAUUUCAGUAACAAACGGAUUAGAUGUGUAGUUCGAUUAAGAAUCGAUGCAAUUUGCUCCUGAAGAAAAUCGCAGAUAUUUUUCAACAAAACUUCCGGCUCUUCCUGAGUUUACUGAGAUUUCACACUCUACUGUAACCCUUCA
This is a messenger RNA of Sabethes cyaneus, 2173 nucleotides long. RefSeq lists its product as uncharacterized. Bases 79 to 1413 code for a protein of 444 amino acids. Lineage: Eukaryota; Metazoa; Arthropoda; Insecta; Diptera; Culicidae. The record is from RefSeq and is a predicted model, not a curated record. The transcript is spliced from 3 exons.